UGGUCUAUUAGAUGACUUUUGCUUACAGUUGAAAUUAUCAUCUAAACAGAUUUUAGCUUUUGCUUUCAUUUUAAAGAACAUUGGCAAUUUCUUGUUUCAUGCAGAGUUCCAUUUUGAUUCUUUAAUCUCAGCUUUCUUGAAAUGAUGGGUUUGUUUGGAUGAUUCUUUUGGGAUUUGGGUUUCGAAGGUUUUCCUCAAUGGAGUUUUGCAUUUGCAUGUGACAGAUUACAACUGAUUGGUCCUCUGUUCUUAUUUUAUUUCCUACGAGAAAGUGCGUGUUUGUUUGCUCUGCGUGUGUUUGUGAAUGAUGCAAAAGUUUCUUUUUUUUGGCUUCUUUGGAAGGUUCUCGUUUUGGGUUCAUGCAGUUUCAAGAUAAACUUGGGGCUCGGCUAGUAGAGCUAGUUGUUAUUUCAAAACUUUUGAAGCUGAGAAUUUGAAUGAGUUUCAUGUUGAAUGGGGAUACAUACAAUGGGAUCCCAAGGUGAUGGUAGUAGUAAUGGAAAGCAGUCUCAGUUCCAGCCAUUGACGCGACAAAACUCUAUGUAUAGUCUAACUCUGGAUGAGGUUCAAACUCAUUUGGGUGACCUUGGGAAACCUUUGAGUAGUAUGAACCUUGAUGAACUUCUCAAGAAUGUAUGGACAGUUGAAGCUAACCAGCCAGUGAAUGUGGAAGUUGAGGGAACACAAUUGGCCAAUCAAACUGCUCUGCAGCGUCAGGCUAGUUUGUCAUUAACUAGUGCUCUGAGUAAGAAGACGGUUGAUGAAGUAUGGAGAGACAUUCAACAAAGUAAAGAAAAUGGGGAAAAUAAGUCUAGGGAACGACAACCUACUUUAGGAGAGAUGACUUUGGAGGAUUUUUUGGUUAAAGCAGGGGUUGUUGCUGAAGCAUCCAUGGACAAAAAGGAUGGUGGUCCUAUUGUGGGGGUUGAUACAAGUAUAGGACCUCAGUUCCCACAACAAGGGCAAUGGAUGCAAUACCCGCAUCCACAGUAUCAGCAUCCUCAACAGAGUAUGAUGGGGGUUUAUAUGCCAUCACAGCCACUUCAUGUUGGGGCUCCUGCUGUAAUGGAUGUUCCAUACCCUGAGAACCAGCUACACUUACCUUCACCUUUGAUGGGAACAUUAUCAGAUGUACAGACACCAGCAAGGAAAAGAGGAACACCUGAAGGUAUGAUCGAGAAGACAGUUGAGAGAAGGCAGAAAAGGAUGAUAAAGAAUCGGGAAUCUGCUGCUCGUUCACGUGCACGGAAGCAGGCUUACACAAAUGAGCUUGAGAAUAAAGUUUCUCGCCUGGAAGAGGAAAAUGAACGGCUAAGGAAACGGAAGGAGCUGGAAAAGAUGUUGCCAAGCAUCCCCCUUCCUGAACCAAAAUAUCAGCUCCGGAGAACGACAUCAGCCCCAUUCUAACAUCUAUUUGUAUGUGGAAGUUUUGUAGAUCUUUCUGGUUUGUGCUUUAAAAUUUACUUUCAAGAGGGGAAAAAAAGAAGAAAAAAAAGAAGAUAAGCAAGGACUACAUUCAGUAUCAGCUGUUGCUUGUGCUUCUGGCUGUUUACUUCUCUCUAUGAUGGGGUAUUCCUUGUAUCUACUCUGAAAGAAAUUUGGUUAGAGUUCUUAUGGUACAUUUUGUAAUUUUCGAUAUUGGAUGCAGCUAAAUUGUGUAGUUUCAGUUCUUUUACAGAUGGUCUGUAUAAAUGUUAGUUCCUUCUCUUGGCUGCCAUGCCAUCAAGUGUUAGCUCAGUUAUUUUCUGCUAUCAGAAAACUAAUUAUGUGCUCUUUGUUCAGGUUUGAGUGCUGACUGGUGAUUUUACUUUACUGAUUCUGUAUUUGCAUUGUGUUUGUAACUUGACAUUGUAAAUUUUAUGCUUGAGAAGUAAAUCAAACGAUGAAACAAAUUUGUCAGAA
Molecule: messenger RNA, 1902 nt
Organism: Jatropha curcas
Lineage: Eukaryota; Viridiplantae; Streptophyta; Magnoliopsida; Malpighiales; Euphorbiaceae
Gene: AREB3
Product: ABA-responsive element binding protein 3
Biological process (GO): positive regulation of DNA-templated transcription
Cellular component (GO): nucleus
Molecular function (GO): DNA-binding transcription factor activity
Source: RefSeq, a predicted model, not a curated record